Ostertagia ostertagi is the source of this 237-nucleotide messenger RNA. The record is from the annotation of a GenBank genome assembly. Lineage: Eukaryota; Metazoa; Nematoda; Chromadorea; Rhabditida; Trichostrongylidae.
AUGGAGAAAGGUCCUAAAGCCUGUAUCGUGUUCCUGUUCGUCGGAUUGGUGCUGACCACAUUGGCAGUGGAUGUGAUGGGCUCCGCGUGUAUCGAACGAAUCCACUCGUUGGGCCGAGGUUUGGACGCCAUGGCGCUGCUUGAGAGCCCUGAAAGGAGCCAAAACUCACAGGUCGCCGCCCACUCCGCUGUGGUUCGCAUUUGUACCCAAGGACGCGGCGGCGAUCCCGUACAUUGA